Molecule: messenger RNA, 2031 nt
Organism: Calliphora vicina (urban bluebottle blowfly)
Lineage: Eukaryota; Metazoa; Arthropoda; Insecta; Diptera; Calliphoridae
Gene: Fntb
Product: Farnesyl transferase beta subunit
Exons: 5
Coding region: 122-1438 (438 amino acids)
Biological process (GO): protein farnesylation
Cellular component (GO): protein farnesyltransferase complex
Molecular function (GO): protein farnesyltransferase activity
Source: RefSeq, a predicted model, not a curated record
AAUCUGCCUUCUUGUUGUUGAAUUUCUUUUUAAUUUCUAACAAAAACAUCUAUAAUUUUUAAUAUUAUUUACAAUAUUUUUCGAAAAAUCACAACAAAAUCGACUAAAUAGUUUAGUAAACAUGGAAGAAACCUUGGAAUUUCGUGAUUUUAAUUUAAUAAAAAACUUUAAAUUUGACGAUGAAAAAAUAUCGACAGUGACUUCAAGGGAACAGCAAAAAACGGAAAACUCUAUAGAAAAGUACUAUGAUAGAUUUCAGCAAAUAGGCAUGCUAGAUAAACAUAUAACCAGGUACUAUAGAGAGGAACAUCAACGAUUUCUGGAAAAUAUGUUGCAUCGUUUGCCCGGUAAUUAUGAGUGCUUGGACAGCAGCAGGCCCUGGUGUAUAUAUUGGAUUUUACAAGCUGGUCAUGUAUUAAAUUUUACAUUUUCCCCGGAAACCUUAGAACAAGUAGUACAAUUUUUAGACAAAUGCCGUCAUCCUCAGGGUGGCUUUGCCGGAGGUCCUGGCCAAUAUCCCCAUUUGGCUCCCACAUAUGCCGCUGUAAAUAGUUUGGCCAUGAUCGGCACACCCAGUGCAUUUAGAGCCAUUGAUAGGGAUUCUUUGGAACGUUUCCUUUUCGCUGUGCGAGAACCGGAUGGUUCUUUUAGACUUCAUGUGGAUGGUGAAUGUGAUGUGCGUGGUGCUUACUGUGCUGUGUCAGUGGCUAAACUUACUAAUAUGCCAGAGACUACCUUAAGUAAACUAUUUGAUAAGACUGGAGAUUGGAUUUCCAGCUGCCAAACGUAUGAGGGUGGUUUUGGUGGUGCUCCUGAUCUAGAGGCUCAUGGUGGUUAUACUUUUUGUGGCAUAGCCGCUUUGGCCCUGCUAAACGAAGGCCACAAAUGUGAUCAAGAACAACUAUUGAAAUGGACUUUACAACGUCAAAUGGCCUAUGAAGGAGGAUUCCAAGGUCGUACCAAUAAAUUAGUGGAUGGUUGCUAUUCGUUUUGGGUGGGUGCCACUAUACCCAUAACUCAAGCCAUCAUGGCAAAUGAUGGUAAGCCUCUAACAAAGGCCCUAUUCGAUGUGGGAGCUCUGCAGGAAUAUAUUUUACUAUGCUGUCAAAAGCCCAAUGGUGGCCUUAUUGACAAGCCUGGCAAACCCCAAGAUCUUUACCACACUUGCUAUACCCUAAGCGGUGUAGCCAUAGCUCAACAUUCGGAAUCAGCUUUAAAUCCUGCCAUAUUGGGUGAUCCCAUUAACGAACUAAUGCCCACCCAUCCCCUAUUCAAUGUUUCACCACUGGCGGUGGCUCAUAGUACCCAUUUUUACGAACAAUUGAAUAAAUUACGUUCCUGUACACAAUUUGAUAAUUCUCUAGAUGAAGACGAUGACAUAAGUGAGGAUCCGGUAGAGGAAAAUCAUUCUUCAGUUAGUUCAACAACAUCUAAUUAAUUUUACUUCAAUUUAAGAAAAUAUUUAAAGACAAGUGAUCAUGAUGCAGAGGUAUACAAAGAAAAAAAUAUGUAAUUGUGUAAACAAAUAAUUUUUACCUGUAUUUUAUAUACUGCAUACUUUUGGGCAGUUUUUGAACUAGUAUUCACUUAAAGAAUGUAUCUAUAAAUAAUAUUCUAUAUAUACCUAUAUACAGUGAGCCGCAAAAGUGAGUAUACACCAAAAAUUAUUGGAUAUUUUUUAAGAUAAUGAAAAUUCUAAAAUUUAUCCAUGAUUAAAAUUUUAAAGUUUCGGUUUGAUAGAGAUUGGCUUGAAUAAUAUCUUUGGUUGUGAAAAAUAUAGAUUUAAGUCGGACUAUAAUGAUUUUCAUGAUCUUAAAAAAUCAAAAAAUUCGCUGCUGUUUACUCACUUUUGAGGCUCACUGUAUAUCUCUUGGUAAAAAAUCAAAGAUAUACAAGUAAAGCCUUUUUUCUAUUUAAAACUGAAAUAAUAUUCUUGUAAAUGUUAAAUUGAUAUAAAUGUUAUUUUCUUAAAAAUCAAAUUUGACUUAAAAUAUUGCAAUAAAAACAAAAAACAAAAUGAAAAGUAAAGAA